CAUGUAGUGUUUGUUACGAUGAUCUUGGAUGUUUCGCCACUUCGAUGGAGUGCCAUUGGAGAAACCCUAGCUCUCCUGCCGACAUAGGAACCACUUUCAAGCUCUAUACCAGACAGAAUAGAUACUCAGGCGAUGUCCUCGAUCGUACGGACGACGCUACGAUCACUUCAUCGAAUUUCGGGUCGAGUCGAGAUACCAAACUCAUCGUCCACGGCUGGACUGAUAGUAUGAGAGGAAGUAGCUGGAUCAACAUGAGGGAUGCCCUACUUGAUAACUACGACGUCAACGUCGUGAUGGUUGACUGGUCGGACGGUGCUUUGAUGGGGUACACUCGGAGUAGAGCUAACACUCGCGUGGUCGGCAGGGAGAUCGCUAAGCUCAUUGAGGCUCUCAACGCUGCUACCGGUGCUACCUUCGGCUCCAUGCACAUCAUUGGUCACAGCCUGGGCGCUCACAUCGGUGGUUACGCUGGAGAGGCAUGCUCGGGCACCAUUGGUCGAGUAUCAGGAAUGGAUCCCGCUGGUCCAGAGUUUAGUGGUGAUCUUGAUAACGCCUGUAGACUGGAUCGGUCUGACGCCCUCUUCGUCGAUGCUAUGCAUACUGAUGGUGAAAUCCUUAUUGGUGGUGGUGCCGGACUCAUGGAUGAGCUUGGCCAUCAAGACUUCUACCCGAACGGUGGCAUGGAAAUGCCUGGUUGCCCUCGACUCGACGCCUCAUGCGAUCACAGCCGAGCCGUCGAGUACUACAUCGAAAGCAUCUCGUCAUCUUGUACGUUUUCCUCCACGAGGACGGGGUCGACAUGGGACGACAUCGACGCUGGAAGAUGGACGCCGUGUACCAGCUGGAGCUGCCCUCAGAUGGGGUACAAGGCGGACCUCAACAAAGGGAUAGGGGCAUUCUAUCUUGAGACCAACGGGGAUAGUCCUUACUGCCAGGGGUAAAGAAGUUAUAAAGGAGGGCAAAGGAGGGGUAAGGAAAGGGUUAGGGAGGGGGUGAGAUAGGGCUAAAGGAGGGGUAAGGGUUAUGUAAUGGAGGUGUAAGGCACAAAUUUAACAUCGGUAGACUUACUGGUGUAAUAAUCGUUGACUUUAUUACUCGGUAUGAUAUUCCAUAUUAUAGGGAGACUCGAAACCAUAUGAAACUUUCCAACUAUCAGAAGCAGUUUUUACUCCUUGUUUUACGGUUGUAAAUGCGGAUAUUAUCAUCAAAUUUACUUGAUAUUGUAUUUGGGAGUAUAUUUUGUGAAGAAACAUCAACUGCUGUACAAAAUUGAAUAUAGAUCUGAGAUCUAUAUAUCAUAA
Messenger RNA from Strongylocentrotus purpuratus (purple sea urchin), 1301 nucleotides. RefSeq names its product pancreatic triacylglycerol lipase. The coding region runs from base 45 to 941 and encodes 298 amino acids. The transcript is spliced from 4 exons. Gene Ontology annotation, molecular function: lipase activity. The record is from RefSeq and is a predicted model, not a curated record. NCBI's taxonomy places the organism in Eukaryota, Metazoa, Echinodermata, Echinoidea, Camarodonta, Strongylocentrotidae. Gene Ontology annotation, biological process: lipid metabolic process.